Molecule: messenger RNA, 1897 nt
Organism: Habropoda laboriosa
Lineage: Eukaryota; Metazoa; Arthropoda; Insecta; Hymenoptera; Apidae
Exons: 8
Coding region: 53-1873 (606 amino acids)
Source: RefSeq, a predicted model, not a curated record
AAUAAACACUUAAAAACACGUGUACAAACUGAUGUUUAUAAACUAAUUAAUUAUGACAAGAUUUGGAACGAUGUUCGACAACCGUGAAUUUGGAAAACGAAUACGUCGAUUAAUUGAUGGAAAUUAUUCCUAUCGCAAGAUACUUGUAUUAUUUAUCAUAUGUAGUGGCAUAUUUUUGUAUUUUGGUCCAUCUUUUGUGCAAUGGAUGUUUUCUUCUACUAGAGAAUCAACACAAGCAUUUGAAGAUCGUUGUAUGAAUGAAAGAUUAGGUGCCUUUCGUUUAGAUAUUGGAGAAUACAAUGUAAACGUUCUCCAUAAUCCACCAAAGGAAAAAGAACAUCAUUAUUUGCCAUAUAUUGGCAAUGGAGUUUUUGCAAUUCCUAUUGUACCAGAGGCUUUAAUAUAUAUAAAACGAGGACGAGCACUGUCAUUGCCCAUACAAUGGCAACCAUUAAUUUCUCAUCCUUUACCAAGGAACACUUUCUAUCGUGAAGCUACGAUUACUCACUUUACAAAUGGGAUUGUUUAUCACUAUCAAUGCCUUAGAGAAGGAUAUUAUAUAGAGUUUCAAUAUUAUGCUCACAGAGUAUUUGAUACAAUACUUGUACAAGAUAUAAAAAUAACUAAUCCACUUUCACUUUCUCAAAAUGUACUAUUGAAACCACAGGUGUCCACACAUUGGAGCAAUUCACAUAUAGAAGUGAUCAAAAUUCAUGUAGAUAAUGUUAUGCAUGAUUAUAACUUAAUUUCGGGUUUUGUUGCACAAUCUAAUUCAAACAAAAUUGUGUCAAUAUCAAUACUUUAUAAAGUUCCACCAAGAGUAUUACAAAUUAAAGCAAGAAGUUCUAUGAAAUUAAAGUUUUUGACAAGUAUACAAUAUAGUGAACCCAUAAUUAUGGAAGAUUACCAAACUCAUUAUGAAUUGACCAAAAAAAAAGCUAUAGAGGCUAUAAAAAAAGCAAUCAGCAUUCAGCACCAAAAUUUGAAAGAUGACCAUAUUAAUCUUUGGCAAAGUUAUUGGUAUACAGGCUUUAGAAUAAGUGAUUCUAAAGCUGAUGGAGCUAUUAAUGGUCAUAAAAUAAAUUCCACCAUAUAUUACAUUUUAUCACAAAUUUCAAAGGGCAUUCCAGAUAUAGAAAAAAAUGUAGCCAUGUAUGAAGGUUGUUAUCGUGGGCAUCAUACUUUGAAUGCACCACGGUUAUGGAAGGAUACAUCCUCCAUAGAUGCAGUGAAUAAUGUAGUUGAAGCAUGGUUAAUAACACUAGAAAAGCAAGGAUGUCAUCAUUUAAUGACUGGUGAUCCAGCAGCAGUGCAACAAUCUAUUGUUUUAAGUCUUGGUAGUUUACGAUUUAGCAAUCAACAUCUUGAAUUUAACAUUGAUCCACAAUAUCUUCAUCGAGAUUACCUGUUUAGGAGAAUUAGUUAUGGUAAUAUAACACAUUUAAAUAUAUCAGUAACGGUUGGAGAAGACAAUCGAGCAAUUUUAAAAGUGGCUUUAGAUAAAAGUGAUAGUGUCUAUUUUGGCUGUGAUGCAGGGUGUCUAGAUGCCCCUGUCUCAUUAAGCCAAUCAUAUACAAAUUUUCCAGUGAAAUUAACAAAACCUUUAACAGCCAUAUUAUACAUAACAUCUGAUUAUCAACACAUGCAAGAUUUGCGAAAUGCUUUACAUGUACAUGCCAUAGAUGAUGCACCAGCACAUGAUCAUCUUGUAAUGGCUUUACAUAAACAUGGACACCAAUUAGGAGGACUACCAACACUUUUUUGGAUCAGUAUAUGCUUCCUCAUAAUUGUGUUUCAUUUGUUUCUUUGCAAACUUAUUAUUAACGAAUAUCACGGUCAUCAAGAUAAACAAAAAAUAAGAAUCACCCUCUGAAUUUUCUCCCAGGAGUAGCCCAAC